Messenger RNA from Leptomonas pyrrhocoris, 2033 nucleotides. RefSeq lists its product as hypothetical. The transcript has a single exon. The record is from RefSeq and is a predicted model, not a curated record. Bases 747 to 2033 code for a protein of 428 amino acids. Lineage: Eukaryota; Euglenozoa; Kinetoplastea; Trypanosomatida; Trypanosomatidae.
AGUGCAUUUCGAGUGUUCAACCUGAACAGUAGGGAGUAUCGUAGAAGAACAGAAAGAGUUUUGCUUUCACCCUUCUCCCACAGUGACAUUCAUCCUUGACGGUCACGGUGUACUUCCGUUUUGAGCUGUGCAGGAGCUGCCGUCGCUGGAGGACUGACGUUACAUGCCUCUUUGUGCUCCGAGGCGUGGCUUUUCUUUUUCUCUCUCCUGCGACGCGGCUCUUCGCAUGCACAGCACGUGCACCAACGCAUCUAGUUCUCUACCCGGACUCUGUGUGUGCCGCACUCAUUACCCCCAAACCGCAAAGGAACCAUCCUGCCCUCUCACGGCAGCUCGCCUCAUUGUUGUGGCUCUUUCUGUGCUUUUGCAUGUUCUUUCUUUUCUCGCCCCGCGUGCGCGUCUACCUUCGCGGUUCCCAAAGCAGGCUUCGUUGAGUAUCGUCCUCCGUUAGGUGCACGCUACGCAUCAAAGGCUGGCAGUAGCACCAACGGUGUGCCGGGAAGUCAUUGGAUUUUCAUUUAAGCUAUUUAGUUGCCAAACGAAUUCGUAUAUAUAAUACUCCUACUCUGAGGCGUUAUUUUAAGUUAACGUGCCUCGCUGAACCACACGUAGCAACGGCGAGGUACAUUUUAUUCUUCGUAGGUUACUGGGCGAUUGGUGAGGCUUUGCAUUUCCGGUGUUGUAACGGGGAAAGAAAAACUGUUUUUCUCUCUCCAGUUUUAAUAUAAGUAUAGUGAUCUUCGAUAAUGUCGUUCAUGUCUAGCUGUGUCGCCGUGUGCGCACCGCUCACGGCCGUUGCGUCCAUCCUCCUCUUCAUGAUGGCGCACAUGCUGCGCAGCGGCAACUGGACGUUCGAGGUGCUCGCCGUGAAGCACAGGUGGGAGAAGGAGGAGAAGGCACGUGUGUGUCGGCGCGGCGGUCUUAUUUAUCUCUUCACCUCUCUCGCGUUGUGGGCGUUGAUGCUCCUCCACGCUCCACUGCUGCGCUUAUGGAUGCUGAUGCCGUGGAGUCGAGACGAGCGGUGUGUAGGCGAGCCCCAUACCCGGCAGGGUUUGCUGGCGCCGGAGGCAAGUAGCGGUCAUAUGAAUAUCUUGCGUAACGGUGGCGGUGGUGGUGGCCGCGGCGCGGCACUGCGAUCGCAGGUCCGUUGUGGACCCCUGGGCGAGGAGGCGACGGAGAUGUCUGCGCUCGACUGGGGAGAAGAAGGGAUGGGUCCGUCGAGACACAUCAAGAAGAGCGGGCUGGCGGUCAACGGCAGCAGUCCACUGACGGGUGACGACCCGGCGAUCUUCAAGAGCACCAACGGCGUUGAUAUUGCCGUCGCCACUGCAGCGUCCCCUCGUAAUGGUCGCCGCUUUCCCAACUUUUCGCGUAGUCUGACGGAAGCCAGCGAUGGCACUCCGACCCACCCGCGCGACACGGCGUCCAUCACGGCGGCCGGUGUCUCGACUGCGUGGGGCCGUGCACGCGGUCUGCACAGUCGCGCUCUGCAGGACGUCGCUGCGGAGCCGCAAGGGACGGUCACGAUCCAUCCCGACAUCGUCCCUCCUGGGUCAGCCGUUCCUCCGUUACGCCCCUCAAAACGGCAGCAACAGCAAAGCGCGCAGGUUGAUUGGUGGAGCCGCAGCGGCGAGCCGGACAGCGUCGACGAUUCUGAUUUUCUGUCCGACGUGGAGCUCGAGGGUGCUCGUCACCGCGGCCUGCGUCAGAUUCGGGCGUCGGGCUGGGGGAUGCAACGUGCUGUCGCCACCACCCGCCACCGCGGUCGUGUCACCGACGAGGGUGGGCCUCUCCAGUUGGAGGCGAAUAGCAGCGGCAGACACGGUGGUGGUGCAUCACCCUCAGCCCCAACUGCGGCGGCGGCGGGAGGCGAGACUCAAGCAUCGAUGAUCACCACGCUGUGGCCGACAGCUCCGAUAAGCGCUUCACGCUCCAGCUCGUCCGCGUCGAGUCCGCUUCGUAGCCGACAACGCGGGUCUGCAAGUGCGGGGCCGCCGCCUGCGACGCUGCGUCCCAAGAGCAAGCUCAUUUGA